This is a messenger RNA of Eptesicus fuscus (big brown bat), 1014 nucleotides long. It is a transcript of the gene NEUROD6, whose product is annotated as neuronal differentiation 6. The record is from RefSeq and is a predicted model, not a curated record. Gene Ontology annotation, molecular function: protein dimerization activity. Bases 1 to 1014 code for a protein of 337 amino acids. NCBI's taxonomy places the organism in Eukaryota, Metazoa, Chordata, Mammalia, Chiroptera, Vespertilionidae. Gene Ontology annotation, biological process: regulation of DNA-templated transcription; nervous system development. The transcript has a single exon.
AUGCUAACACUCCCGUUUGAUGAGUCUGUUAUGAUGCCCGAGUCCCAGAUGUGCAGAAAGUUUUCCAGAGAAUGCGAGGACCAGAAGCAAAUUAAGAAACCGGAAAGCUUUGCCAAACAGAUCGUCCUUCGAGGAAAGAGCAUCAAAAGAGCCCCCGGAGAAGAGAGCGAGAAGGAGGAAGAGGAGGAAGACAGGGAAGAGGAAGAUGAAAAUGGGUUGCCCAGGAGGAGGGGUCUUAGGAAAAAAAAGACGACCAAGCUGCGCCUGGAGAGGGUCAAGUUCAGGAGACAGGAAGCGAACGCGCGGGAGAGGAACAGGAUGCACGGCCUCAACGACGCUCUGGACAAUUUGAGGAAAGUGGUCCCCUGUUAUUCGAAAACCCAGAAACUGUCCAAAAUAGAAACUUUACGCCUGGCCAAAAACUACAUCUGGGCCCUUUCGGAAAUCCUACGAAUCGGCAAGAGACCUGAUCUGCUCACGUUCGUCCAAAACUUGUGCAAAGGUCUCUCCCAGCCAACGACAAACUUGGUGGCAGGAUGCCUGCAGCUCAACGCCCGGAGCUUCCUGAUGGGGCAGGGCGGGGAGGCCGCGCAUCACACAAGGUCACCCUACUCCACCUUCUACCCGCCCUACCACAGCCCCGAGCUCACCACCCCCCCAGGACACGGGGCUCUGGAUAAUUCCAAGUCCAUGAAACCCUAUAAUUAUUGCAGUGCGUACGAAUCCUUCUACGAAAGCACCUCCCCUGAGUGUGCCAGCCCUCAGUUCGAAGGUCCCUUAAGUCCUCCCCCAAUUAACUAUAAUGGGAUAUUUUCCCUGAAGCAAGAAGAAACCUUGGACUAUGGCAAAAAUUACAAUUACGGCAUGCAUUACUGUGCAGUGCCACCCAGGGGUCCCCUCGGGCAGGGUGCCAUGUUCAGGUUGCCCACCGACAGCCACUUCCCUUACGACUUACAUCUGCGCAGCCAAUCUCUCACCAUGCAAGAUGAAUUAAAUGCAGUUUUUCAUAAUUAA